AUGAUGUCCACGCCGUCAUCCUCCGUGCGUCUUCCCCCGACCUCCCCGCAGGUCACUGCGUCGGUAGUGAAGUUUCGCUGCCUGUACACUCAUGACCUACGCCGCAAGUCCAAACGAUGGCACGAUGGUUACCUACGUUUUCAUAAAUUCAAUAAACGUGUCAUGGUCUACGAUGACCAAGGGAAUUUUAUUGGCGACCACCACUGGCGAUCCCCUGAUGAUGUACAAGACGGCGACGAAAUGGAGCUGGACAAAGGAGUCCUGAUUGAGGUGACCGAGAACAUGGGCACCACGGAGACGGACAUCACAACCCUAUACGAAAAGAAGAAAUCCAGCCAGGGUUCCCCACAGGCCAGAGAACCGGUGUCCCAAGUUCCCCGCUCCUCCACCUCAGUCUCCGCCUCCGUCUCAGCACCUCUUCGUUCCUCCCAGUCAUUUCGCUCACUUAACGAUUUGCUGGGUAUCAAAAGGACUCCAAUUGGCCAUUUGGUGUCUCCAUAUGAGCAGAGGAAUCCUCCACGCCAGGCCUCCAGCAUCCAGGAGCCAGAGCGAGCGCUGAAGCGACAAAGGACAUCCUCGGUGGUGAACCCCUCGCGUACCCAGGCCGAGGUCAUUGAUUUGACCAAUUCGACGGAUUCGCCCCAGGGACCCUCCACGAGGCAAAGGUCAAAUCAAGUCACAAAAGAACCACCCAGAGCCGGGGGUGAUUCUGCGGCUGACGUACUCGUAACAAAUUGUGAGCAGAGGUCGACACUUAAGUCAACACAGGUCCGCCCACAAAGACCCAGCCCCCCUUCAUUAUCAAGAGUCUCCGAUUUAGCUACAUCUGAGCCAACCUUCAGCCUACCAACACCGGAGGUAGUUCGUACAGCCAGCAACAGCCAGCCUGUAAGGCCCCUGGCCAAUAAAUCGAAAAAUGGGCCGCCGCAUAUUCAGCCACCAAAACCCUCCAUCCCCUCAUCGACAGAUUCAAUUCCAGCUGUAACCCCAGAAACAGAGAUAUCCAGGCCUCGGGGGCAUUUGCGCGUGGAGCAGCCAUCAGUCAACCGUGAGAACCAGUCAAGAGCUGUGUCACGUCCCAUCCCACCACAAAGGUCUGACCCUCCGACGAGGACUACUGGAGGAUCUACACCACAGGCUCCAGUGCGGGCAGUCACAAAUUAUGUGAAACCUAUCGAGCCCGCAGACAACCAAGCUUCGAUCAACGUUCCACCUUCAGCCAAUAUUCCACCUUCAACUGACAUGCCACCUCCAUCGCGUCCAUCUUCUGCACUGGGCUCUGGUGCACCUACGGCGGCUCUACGCAUGGGAACCGGAAAGCCACGCAGAAAGCUAAUGUACAGUGCUUUGCUACCCAGUGCUUCACGAACUCCAUCGUCGGCGACCUCAGAUACACCGCCUGGUAGUGCAACCCGUGAAACUGUCAUAAAUAUCCCGGAGAAACAGCUGGCUGCCGCUCCAGAUGAUUCCGCAAAUGAAGAAUUUGUGCCUUCAACCUCAACACAAUUUAUUUUCGACGAAAUGAUAGAUGGAUCAGGGUUUAAAUCGCCCUCCACGAUCAAAAGGUUAACUGGGAAAAGAUCACUCGAUUCGCCACUGCGCAAAUCGAUAUCGGAUCCGACUACCUUGACGGCCCGCCAGGUCCCGGCAGGAGGGUCACUCGAUGCAGCCAACAAGGAAAAUGAGCCCAAAGAGCAAGGCCCCUGGACAUCCGAGGCAUUAGACUUAUUUGACUUCUGGCCUGCUGGACGGCCAAAGCCAAACGAGUGA
Messenger RNA from Penicillium mononematosum, 1770 nucleotides. Its product is annotated as DNA helicase ZGRF1-like domain-containing protein. Bases 1 to 1770 code for a protein of 589 amino acids. The transcript has 2 exons. Lineage: Eukaryota; Fungi; Ascomycota; Eurotiomycetes; Eurotiales; Aspergillaceae. Gene Ontology annotation, cellular component: site of double-strand break; nucleus. The record is from RefSeq and is a predicted model, not a curated record. Gene Ontology annotation, biological process: double-strand break repair.